Mus pahari (shrew mouse) is the source of this 693-nucleotide messenger RNA. RefSeq names its product olfactory receptor 7A17-like. Gene Ontology annotation, cellular component: membrane. Gene Ontology annotation, biological process: G protein-coupled receptor signaling pathway. The record is from RefSeq and is a predicted model, not a curated record. The transcript is spliced from 2 exons. Bases 1 to 693 code for a protein of 230 amino acids. Gene Ontology annotation, molecular function: olfactory receptor activity; G protein-coupled receptor activity. NCBI's taxonomy places the organism in Eukaryota, Metazoa, Chordata, Mammalia, Rodentia, Muridae.
AUGGAAACAGGAAAUGACACUCAGCUUUCAGAAUUCUUUCUUCUGGGAUUUUCAGAGAAUCAACCUCAAAUUCAGCCUCUCAUAUUUGGACUGUUCCUCUUCAUGUAUANAUUGACUGUCACUGGAAACCUACUCAUCAUCAUGGCCAUCAUUGUUGACUCCCACCUGCACACACCCAUGUACCUCUUCCUCUCUAAUCUGUCCUUUGUGGACAUCUGCUUCACUUCCACCACUGUUCCACAGAUGCUGGUAAACAUUCACACACAGAGCAAGGUCAUCACCUAUGCAGGCUGCAUCACCCAGAUGUACUUCGUAGUGCUUUUUUCAGGGUUAGACAUAUUUCUGCUGACUGUAAUGGCCUAUGACCGCUAUGUGGCCAUCUGUCACCCCCUGCAUUACAUGAUCAUCAUGAACACAAGACGCUGUGGNUUGCUGAUUCUGGCAUGCUGGAUUAUGGGUGUUAUAAAUUCCUUGUUACACAGCUUUUUGGUGUUACGGCUGUCAUUCUGCACAAACUUGGAAAUCCCUCAUUUUUUCUGUGAACUUAAUCAAGUUGUACACCAGGCCUGUUCUGACACCUUUCUUAAUGAUAUGGUAAUUUACUCCAUAGGAGGGGCAGUCUCUGGAUGGCCUUUUAAAGGAAUAUUCUUAAGUUAUAAUACUUCUGUGGAAACAAUUCCCUUUGACAAAUGA